UAAAUUGGAAGAGCGUCGCAAAAAACUGGAGUUGAUGUUAUUCCAAGAGAAUAUGCAAUACCAACAGGAACUGAAGACUCUCGCACAGCAGCCAAAGCUUUAUAAAAACGGAUCUUAUUUAAACAAUGUCUCAACGGCAACCUUGCAAGAAAUCAACCAAGGCAUAGUUGAGAAAGAGGAGCAACUGAGAAGACACGAGGCAGAGCUGAGACUGCAUCACGCGUGGAGGUUACGACAGCCGGAACUGCGCGCCGCCUCAUCAUAUGUCGCCAACGGGAAAUGCAAGUCUGCUUGGAUGGAGCAAAUUGUUGAAAAAGAGAUGCAGAAGAAAAAAGAAGAAGAGGAAACACGUAAAACAUUGCAAGAAAGAGAUGAAAUGCUACGCCGUCAAAUAAAGAUAGAAGAAGACAGGUUGAAAGAGAAGGAGCUGCAAAUGAAGGAGCUCCGAGAAAGUUUAGAAGGACAGAUAGCAGAAUUGAGUGAAAAGGAGGCUGCAGUAAAAGAACUACGAAAAAUGGAAGAGAGGGAAAGUCUUAUAUUAGACGAGCUCCAAUUUAUUUCGAGUGAAAGAGAAAGGGAACACGCACGCCUAGUGGCCGAGAGAGACGCAAACAUUGUGAACAUGGGCUUGCAUAAAUACAAGCUCAAGAGGAAAGUGAUCUCAGUUCUGAAGGAGAUAGACUUGGAUCUGGAAAUGUUAGCUAGAAUACGAAAGGCAAUUCUUAAGGACAUCAAGAACGAACAGGAUAAGUCGCCGUAUUAUAAACGAAUCCUUGAUACGGCUCUGCGUGAACUAGAAGAGUACAGGGAGAAAGAGAGACAGAGACAAAAGAACAUCGAAGCCAUGUACGACGGAGAAGCGAGACAGAUAAACGAUAAGCAAGACAAGUUAUGGGCGAAAGAACGUGACGCUCGUUCGAUACUCAUGAAGGAAGUCAUAUCUACUUUGAAUAGGCAAUUGAAGGAGAAAAUAGAGGCUAAUCGCUCGCAACAAAAGGCGAAUGUGUUAGAGCGAGAGAAGAUCAUAGAGCAGAUGGAGAGCUUCCACCAGGAGGUCAGGAGUAAUGAGAGAGAAAAUCAGUUGAAGAACUCGUCCUAUUCAACAAUGACAGCGCUGCAAUCACAGCUGAACAGUUUACGUGUGCAGCAACAGCAGUUGGAGGCGGCGAAAACGCGCGAACAAGAACUGAGGGAUGCGCACGCGCACGAACGUGACUUACGACGGGAGAUAGCGCGCGUACAACGAGCGGGCAGCGCACACGCGUGGACAUAAACAGCCACACAAUUAAAUGUACAAUUAGUUACUUGUAUGUUUUGUGAAAAACAUUUUAAACAAUUGC
Molecule: messenger RNA, 1340 nt
Organism: Diatraea saccharalis (sugarcane borer)
Lineage: Eukaryota; Metazoa; Arthropoda; Insecta; Lepidoptera; Crambidae
Source: the annotation of a GenBank genome assembly